Pogona vitticeps (central bearded dragon) is the source of this 4472-nucleotide messenger RNA. It is a transcript of the gene SPAG6, whose product is annotated as sperm associated antigen 6. Gene Ontology annotation, biological process: epithelial cilium movement involved in extracellular fluid movement; neuron projection extension; sperm axoneme assembly. Gene Ontology annotation, molecular function: microtubule binding. Gene Ontology annotation, cellular component: sperm principal piece; acrosomal vesicle; axoneme. NCBI's taxonomy places the organism in Eukaryota, Metazoa, Chordata, Lepidosauria, Squamata, Agamidae. The record is from RefSeq and is a predicted model, not a curated record.
GGUCCGUUAAAGACCGCAGGCGUCGUCGCUUCCGAGGCUUUUCCGAAGCCUCUUUGAGGAACCAUGAGUCAGAGGCAGGUCUUACAAGUCUUUGAGCAAUAUCAGAGAGCCCGAACACAGUUUGUCCAGACUGUUGCAGAACUUGCAACUAGGCCGCAAAAUAUUGAGACUCUCCAGGGAGCAGGUGUAAUGGCUCUGCUGAGGCCACUGCUCUUGGAUGUCGUUCCAAAUAUUCAGCAGACAGCUGCCUUGGCCCUGGGGAGACUUGCCAAUUAUAACGAUGACCUAGCAGAAGCCGUAGUUAAGGGCGAUAUUCUUCCACAGCUUGUGUAUUCAUUGGCUGAACAGAAUCGCUUCUACAAGAAAGCAGCUGCAUUUGUAUUACGAGCAGUUGGGAAACAUUCUCCUCAGCUGGCCCAGGCAAUUGUUGACUGUGGAGCACUUGAUACCCUGGUGAUCUGCUUGGAGGAUUUUGACCCUGGUGUAAAGGAAGCAGCAUCCUGGGCUCUUGGCUAUAUAGCAAGGCACAAUGCAGAACUGUCACAAGCUGUGGUCGAUGCUGGAGCCAUUCCUCUUUUAGUACUUUGUAUCCAGGAGCCAGAGAUUGCUUUGAGAAGGAUUGCUGCUUCUGCGCUCAGUGAUGUUGCAAAGCAUUCUCCAGAGUUAGCACAGACAGUGGUGGAUGCGGGGGCAAUUGCUCACUUGGCUCAGAUGAUCCUCAACCCUGAUGCCAAACUAAAGCGUCAGGUGCUAUCAGCUCUCAGCCAGAUAGCAAAACAUUCUGUGGAUCUGGCAGAAAUGGUGGUUGAAGCAGAAAUUUUCCCUGUUGUACUCACAUGCCUGAAGGACUCCGAUGAAUAUGUCAAGAAAAAUGCUGCAACUCUAAUUAGAGAGAUAGCAAGGCAUACGCCUGAGCUCUCACAACUUAUUGUGAAUGCAGGGGGAGUUGCUGCUGUUAUUGAUUGUAUUGGCAGCUGCAAAGGAAAUGUGAGACUUCCAGGUAUCAUGAUGUUGGGCUAUGUGGCUGCUCAUUCAGAGAAUUUGGCCAUGGCAGUGAUCAUUUCCAAGGGGGUUCCACAGCUUGCGGUGUGCUUGUCAGAAGAGCCAGAAGAUCAUAUUAAAGCAGCAGCUGCUUGGUCUUUGGGGCAGAUUGGAAGACACACUCCAGAACAUGCCCGGGCUGUUGCAGUAGCAAAUGUGUUACCUAUGUUGCUUUCCUUAUAUAUGGCAGCUGAAAGUUCAGAAGAUCUUCAAGUCAAAACUAAGAAGGCUUUGAAGAACAUCCUACAGAAGUGCACUUAUCUGCCAGCACUUGAACCCUUACUGCAUAACGCUCCUCCCAACAUCCUGAAGCAUGUAGUUGGCCAAUUCAGUAAGGUUCUGCCACAUGAUUCCAAGGCUCGACGCCUUUUUGUAACAAGUGGUGGCCUUAAAAAGGUGCAGGAGAUAAAAGCGGAGGCUGGGUCACUUCUUCAAGAAUAUAUCAACACAAUUAACAAUUGUUACCCAGAAGAAAUAGUCAGAUAUUAUUCCCCUGGAUAUUCUGAAGCACUUCUAGAAAGAGUGGAAAAUUAUCAACCAGUUCUAUAAACUCUUCAGCAUGUGUGAAAGAAGAAUUACUCUUUUUUUCUCUUUGUUACUGAGUAGCAAGCAAAUCUAGUUUGGAAAUUUUCUCUGGGAGAUUUUUAAAGCUUCUGUUCUGUUACUGAUCAGUUCUGACAGCAGAAAGACAUGCCUUAUCCACCUUUGCUUUGCCAUUUGAUUUCUGGAAAUUUGUGCUAACAACAAAGACUAUCACAGGUUAAGAAGUCAGCUGUGUUUUUUGGAUGUACUUGGAGACCUAAGAACAGAGGAAACAGCACUCUUCACUAUUUAUGGAUAUAUCUUCUUGCCUUUGGAGCAGUUUGUCAAAUCAAGUCCUUAGGUCAAAUGUGCAGUUCCUGCAGUUGAAAAUAUAAUUUUGUGAGAAGAUAGCAUCACUCUCCACUAGGCACUACAGCUGUUCAACCUCUCUUCAUUUUACCUGGGACUGCAGAAAUAUGACAUUAGUAACUUAUUUGAUACAAGUUGGAAUUGCCUCCAAGUGAGCAAAGAAGUGGCAAAUUAUUCCCCUGUGCCUUUACUUCUUGAUUGAUCUUUUCUAUGGUAUCCACCUCAGUACUUUCCUCCUCACAUCUUGAAAAAUGAAUGUGUGACUGUAAACUGAUGUGUGUUUGAUCUUUUAUCAUCCAGACUUUUUAGGGUGAAGUUUCAUGUGUUUGUAACAUUUUUAAGGAGUGGAUUUCUGGGAUACUGUUAUUGGAGUACCCAACUAUUUAUAAGAAUUUCUAAGUAGUUAAAAGAAAGCUGAAAGUAAGAGUUUCUAUAAAUUGUCCUUGAAAGUUUGCCAAUCAUUUUGGUUCCCACAGUUUCCUAGAGGGAGAGUUUAACAUAAAAAUUGCUCCUUGACAACUUCCCAGUUGCUCAGCAUGAUAGCAUUGGAUACUGCAAAAUAAAACUCUGCAUCCAGUGUUGAAGAGUGUUGAAGUAUUGUAUGACAUUUUAUUACACCUUCCAUUUAUCUUGUAUUGUUUUUUUCCCUUUGUCUGAAAGUCUGCCUAAACAACUAUAACAGAUAAAAGUUAAAGGAAGAGUGACUGUUAUUCCCAUCAGGCACUGCAUUCAAAUCUCUUGACAGACAUGCUUUGAUUCUCUUCACUUCGCUAAGCCUUGUAUAGUUUGCUUCAGUUGGAUCAAAUUCAUACUAAUCCCCAUACAGCAAGACCUUGUCUUACUUCUGAAAGAUGGGUGGGCUGUGCCCAGACAUGUAGGUGUGGAUCAUUUGUCAAUAGUGCUUUUGGUGGUAUUUGUCAUGACCUCCUUCUUUAGCUUUAACAGUUAAUGAUGAAGUGAUGGCCAUGCUAAUCUCUUGCAACAAAAACAAAACAGCUUGUGACACUUCAAACACUAGUGUGCCAUAUCUGGCAUGAAAUCACUCCAGCAGGUACAGAGUGCUGUCUCAGUUAACAGAUUAUUAUACAUGUGCUAGGGAACAAGAAAUUCUGGUCAGUGUAGUCCUUCUGUGGCAUUAAGCCAUGAGACAAUUCCCAAAGCUUUGGACGUUCAGACAUAAUCAAAAGGUUCAACUCUGCCUCCUUCAGGGUUUUUAAAAAAUGUACAGUAUAUUGAUUCUGUCUGUAUAUACAUAAAUAUGCAUAUAGAGACAUUUCAAUUCCCUCUGAAUCCGGUUGGUUAGCAUCCCCUAAUAAAAGCAUGUUUUUGAUUAACUGCUAACUGUAGUUGGCUGUGGCCCAUGCAGGGUCCUGAAAAAUGAAAUUUAUUAGCCCCAGUCCAAUUGUUAUUCUGAACUAGAGUAGACUCAUUGAAUGAACUGCUAAACUAUUGAAUGAACUCCCACACUAUUCAACACUAGUGAAUACCAUGGAUUCACUCUAGUGAGGGCAAGUAGUUGGAUUUAGGCCUUAACCUUUUAAGACUUUUUCUUGUCCUGAUACUGUGAGUUUCCUAUAACAAUAGGGAGUGGGGGUUAUUCUGUUCCUCAUAUCAUCAUUUGGUUCUCUCUCUAUUUCCUUCUGGUUUUUAGCAAAUGUAUUCUAUACUAUAAAAACUUGGAAAGUAAAUCCCUGAUAGCAGUGGGGGUUGGGUUGAAGGGAGAGGAGAUAGAAGAUCUCGUUCACUCCAAAAAUAUAUUAGGCUUGCAAAUAUCGAAGCUGAAAUUCUUUUUCCUUUCCAGCCUUCUGCAUUUCGCUUCUCUGGUCGCCUGCCAAGAUACAUAAUUCAUGCAUAAUAAUUUCAUAUAUCAUUCUGAACAACAGAGUUUAGAGAAAUAGACCCGGCCAACACCACUCAUCCAUGAUUCCAUGCCUCAGCUAGCUCAGGUGCUCCAGUGUGUCUUAUCCCUGAACAGGGCUAGCCAUCAUAUUCAAGGGGACAAAGAAAUGAUUCCUGUCGACAACACUAUCAGUUCUUGUUGAACUGAAUCAGUAGUUGCAUGCCUUGGCUGGGUGAGGCAUAUUCCAGCUACUUGAGCCUGAAGAGCUAUAGUGCUGAGAUUAUUUUAGUCAUUGCCAAGGGAGAGGCUCAAUCAGAUUUUAUUAGAAGGUAACAUGGUUUAUUUGCUUUUUGAAUAUUCUGCAUUUAUGUUCCACACAUAUAGAACUUUUAUAUGCUACUUUUGAACAACAUUUGAAAUGUAGAUGAUUCAUAAAAUUAAAACAUACUGUUAUGCAGCUCUCUUCUAUAGAAAUGUGGCUGUUGUGUUAGCUUAGUUUAUAGCUGUGAAGUAGCUAUAGCUACAGCUUUCUGAAUCCUGUCAGCAUAUGCCACACUAGAGAUAUUAUGGGUUUUGGAAAGGUAUGGGUAGAGUCACAAUCAGCACAUCAAAAUGAUGCUGUGGCAUAUAGGCAAGUAAGAGAAGGCUCCAUGCUACUACCAAGCUGAAAAACAGCUGUUGAUAGUGCUAUUAAACAAGA